UGAAAAUAAUUGUAUUUAUAUAUUGUUAAUAUGUUAUAAAAAUUUGUUUCAUUUAUUAAGAUUGGAAUGGACAAACAAAAUGACUCUUAAAGCAACAACUUGUAAGGAAGCUAUUCAGCGAUGGGAAGAAAAAACAGGUCUAAGUGCCAAUGAAGAAAAAGAAAUUAUUUUGUCCUUUCAGUGGCCGCCGAUUGAAAAAAUGGAUAAUAAUUUAGCAGCACUUGCUGCUGUAGAAAAACUAUCUCUCUCAACAAACAUGAUAGAAAAAAUCACUGGUAUCAGUGCAUUAAAAAAUUUAAAAAUUCUCUCUUUGGGUCGCAAUCAAAUUAAAACAUUCUCUGGAUUAGAAGCAGUUGGAGAACACUUAGAAGAAUUGUGGAUAUCAUAUAAUCUAAUCGAAAAAAUUAAAGGUGUAAAUGUACUAAAAGCAUUAAAAGUGCUUUAUAUGUCGAAUAAUCUGGUAAAAGAUUGGGCUGAAUUUAAUCGUUUGCAAGAAAUUCCGCUUCUUGAAGAUUUAUUAUUCAUCAAUAAUCCUAUCUGUGAAAGUAUGGAUGUAGAAUCUUGGCGCAGCCAAGUAACUAGAAGACUACCAAAACUAAAAAAACUCGAUGCUAUACCGGUUGUAUAAUUAUUUAAUUUAGUUGUUAAA
Molecule: messenger RNA, 649 nt
Organism: Apis laboriosa (Himalayan honeybee)
Lineage: Eukaryota; Metazoa; Arthropoda; Insecta; Hymenoptera; Apidae
Product: dynein axonemal light chain 1-like
Exons: 3
Coding region: 80-628 (182 amino acids)
Cellular component (GO): cytoplasm
Molecular function (GO): protein kinase binding
Source: RefSeq, a predicted model, not a curated record